UGAAUAGAUGAAUACCUACCCUAGGUAGUAGAAUAAAUGGAGCCGCGAAUACGUCAUUUGAUAGCUCCAGUCAACGUCAACCAUCAUUCGUUUAUACCAUGGUACAACCUUGGAAGAUGCACAACAUCUAGCCGCUUUUUCUCUUUUUUAUUGCAUGUCUUUUUAUUUGAUUUUUUCCAGGAUCAAUUCGAACCAUCACCACCUGAUUGAAUCAUACUCGAUCAUAAGAAAUUAACAAACUUACAUAACCAUCAACAUCCUCAGACCAAAUUAUUCAUACGUACUUAUCUAGUACACUUCUCUUCAACAUUCAUACAAGAUGUCAUACGCUGCUGCUGCUGCGUCUGGCCCAAAGCAAACGCCCGAAGAGGCCGCAGCACCCCAACCUCCAGAGAUCGUAUCCUCCGAGUCUGCAAGCACCUCAUCCCUAGUCGACGUUGAUACCCCUUCCGUUCGCACUGUGCCCUCCGACUUCAUGGAGCAAGAUGUUCAAACAGAUACCCAGGCCGACCGCCACGACAGAGAGGAUGCAGCUGAGCGUGCUCGCGCGGAGGCCUACCUCGCGCGAAAGGAGGGUUCUGGACGAGCGCGAAAGGCCGACAGCUUCCUCACUCAGUGGUUCAGCAAUUUGAGCGAUGGGGCCAGCACCGCGCUAGUCGUUGGUAACUUGACUGCCGUCAUCGGACUGAGCACAUACCUAGGCUAUAAGGCGUGGGGUCUUUAUGAACGUGGUCGUCUUGGCUGGAAGAGCGUUGGUAUUGGCGCUGGUAUCAUCGCUGGCGUUAGUGUCAUAGAAGCAGUAUUUGGACGAUACCUCUACAAGGGCAAGAAGAAGCAGUCUUGAACAAGUUUAUGGAGUUGUCUCGUUUGUUUUGUCUAAUACAUUUCACGCGUUAUGAGUUUGCGGAAUGUUAGCCAUUGGCACAGGGGGGGGGUCUCUACUCAUGAUUUUCUAUGGUUCGAGGUGUAUCUAAUGUUCUUACCCUUGCGUGAAUAAGAAGAGUUGAUAAACCACCA
Messenger RNA from Hypoxylon fragiforme, 1017 nucleotides. RefSeq lists its product as uncharacterized. The record is from RefSeq and is a predicted model, not a curated record. Bases 320 to 844 code for a protein of 174 amino acids. NCBI's taxonomy places the organism in Eukaryota, Fungi, Ascomycota, Sordariomycetes, Xylariales, Hypoxylaceae. Gene Ontology annotation, molecular function: nascent polypeptide-associated complex binding. Gene Ontology annotation, cellular component: mitochondrial outer membrane. The transcript has 4 exons.